AUGCCACCAGAAGCACCUCGCACAAGCGGCAUCCUAGCCGACCACACCAGCGACGACGAUGACGUUGACCCCGAGAGCGCACCUCUCCUCGCCACCUCCCCCCGCAAACCCACGCCUCUCCCCCUCCGCCCGAUCCUCAUCCUCACCACGAUGCGUCUCGCCGAACCCAUCAACUUCACCAUCAUCUUCCCCUUCGUCAACGACCUCGUCUCCACGCUUCUCCCUUCCGUUCCCGCUUCUUCGAUCGGCUUCUACUCCGGUCUCAUCGAAUCGCUCUUCUCCCUCUCCCAGACCCUCACCAUUCUCUUCUGGGGUCGACUAUCGGAUCGGAUCGGACGCAAACCUGUGCUUCUCACCGGUCUUGCCGGGGUAGCUGUUUCCGCGAUCCUGUUUGGGUUCGGUCAGAGCUUCGCCUGGGUGGUGGCGGCGAGGGCGAUGGCAGGGGCGACGAAUGGAAACGUGGCGAUCGUGAAGAGCGUCAUGGCCGAGCUGACGGAUGAGAGCAAUCAGGCGAGGGCGUUCGGGUUGCUGCCGUUGACGUGGACGGUAGGGUGUUUGGUGGGGCCGUUGUUGGGAGGGUUUUUGAGUAGACCAGCGGAAAAGUAUCCGGGGUGGUUUGGAGGGGAAGGGUGGGUGGGGUGGGGUGGGGUUUGGGAGAGAUAUCCGUUCUUGCUGCCGUGUGUCGUAUCGAGUGCGAUCACGUUGGGGAGUAUCGGGUUGGGGGUGGUGGCGUUGGAGGAGACGUUGCCGGCGAUCGUGGAGAGGAAGAAAUGGGAGAAAGAGCAGAAGGAGCAGCGGAGACAACGGCAAGGGGGAGACGUGGUUGGUGAUGACGCUCAUCAGGGGUACGGAUCGACGAACCAAACCCACUCGGCACCACCCUCAAGUUCUCCACCUGACGAUGCAGCGACUUGCGAGCCUCAUCCGACAGCCAGCAUCCGCGAGCUGCUCGUCAUCCCUCAAAUCCAAAAAGUCAUGAUCUCCUACUCCUUCCUCGCCUUGAUCGCCGUCGCACUCGACGCUGUCUUCGUCCUCUUCCUCUACGAACCCAUCUCCCUCGGCGGCGUCGGUUUCACCUCUUCCUCCACCGGUCUCCUGCUCAGCGUCAACGGUCUCGGCGGAGCUCUCGUCCAACUCUUCCUCUUCCCACCUCUCCAACAGCACUACGGAACGCUUCGCGUAUAUCAGAUAUCCAUGAUGGCUUUCCCCAUCUCGGUCAUCCUCCUUCCCCUCGCAAACGGGAUCGCACGUCUCGGUGCAUCUUCGUCCGAGUCUUCUGAUUGGUACACGUAUGCGGUGUGGACAUGUCUGCUGGUCAGUACGGCGAUCAAGACCAUCGGAGGUAUGGCUUUUGCGUCAAACAUGAUCCUCGUCAAUCAGUGUUCCACUUUGACAAGAGGGACGGCGUUGGGCACGUUGAACAGUCUGGCUCAGAUGGCGAGCAGCGUGAGUAGGACCGCAGGUCCGUACUUUGCAAACACGCUGUUCGCUUUCAGCGUCACGAGGAACCUCUUGGGUGGCCAGUUGGUGUGGCUCGUACUCGGAGUGAUAGGGCUCGUGGGACCAGUGGUGACACUGUUGAUAGAGAACCUAGAGAGGCCGACAAGAGGGGCACGAUCGAGACGAUAG
Messenger RNA from Pseudozyma hubeiensis SY62, 1629 nucleotides. Its product is annotated as major facilitator super. Gene Ontology annotation, biological process: transmembrane transport. The transcript has a single exon. Gene Ontology annotation, molecular function: transmembrane transporter activity. Lineage: Eukaryota; Fungi; Basidiomycota; Ustilaginomycetes; Ustilaginales; Ustilaginaceae. The record is from RefSeq and is a predicted model, not a curated record. The coding region runs from base 1 to 1629 and encodes 542 amino acids.